ACCGUGUCCUUGGCAUAUCGGGUGGUAUUGACGAGGUUGGGGAGAUCAGAUGGGACCUUGCUCUCUGUUUACUCCUGGCAUGGAUAGUGGUUUAUUUCUGCAUAUGGAAAGGAAUCAGAAGUUCAGGAAAGGUGAUGUACUUUACAGCAACAACACCCUAUAUUCUCAUGUUCACCCUUCUCAUCCGAGGGACUUUGCUAGACGGGGCAGUGGACGGCAUCAUAUACUACUUAAAGCCAGAGUGGAACAGAUUGUUGGACAUCGAGGUGUGGGUGGACGCGGGGACACAGAUAUUCUACUCGUAUUCUAUAGGCAUCGGGACACUCACGGCGCUGGGAAGUUACAACGAAUUUCAUCAUAAUUCAUAUAGAGAUUCCAUUAUAUUCGCCCUCACGAACAGUGGAACCAGUAUCCUUGCGGGGUUCGUUAUAUUUUCAGUCCUCGGCUUCAUGGCCAACGAACAAGGUGUUGCAAUCAAAGACGUCGCGGCCUCAGGUCCUGGUCUUGCCUUUAUAGCCUACCCAAAAGCAGUAGCACAGAUGCCGGUAGCACUUCUAUGGAGCGCCAUAUUCUUCUUCAUGGUGAUUCUUCUCGGCUUGGACAGUCAGUUCGUCGGCGUGGAGGGCUUCGUCACAGCCUGCGUGGAUGCGUUUCCUAAACUGCUUCGAAAAGGCCACAGAAAGGAAAUAUUCGUGGCUUUUGUUUGCCUGAUUUCAUAUUUUGUUGGACUAUCUAUGUGUACAAAUGGCGGGAUGUAUGUGUUCCAACUGUUUGACUACAACUCUGGAAGCAGAAUUGUCCUGUUGGUAGCUUUCUUUGAGUGCCUCGUCGUAGCUUGGAUAUACGGAAUUCGACGUUUCUAUGACAACUUAUUAAUGAUGUAUGGCUUCCGGAUAAACUAUUUCAUGUACGGCAUGUGGACAAUAGGAGCACCGCUCUUCUGCUUGGUCAUCUUUGUUCUUAGUUCCAUCAGCUAUUCAGAGUUGACAUACGACCGUAAGGGGAGGGGUAAAUACAUAUACCCUGACUGGGCCGUGGGGAUAGGGUGGGCCAUGGCCUGUGUCUCCGUCGUCUUCAUCCCUAUCACAAUGGCCUUUCAGACAAUCAAAACAGUUUGGAAAGGAAAGGAGGAAACCGGGCAACACGGGAAAGCCUAUUCGCUGUCGAAGAGUCGUCCUAUGUAUUAG
Molecule: messenger RNA, 1187 nt
Organism: Lineus longissimus
Lineage: Eukaryota; Metazoa; Nemertea; Pilidiophora; Heteronemertea; Lineidae
Product: sodium- and chloride-dependent taurine transporter-like
Exons: 8
Coding region: 135-1187 (350 amino acids)
Biological process (GO): sodium ion transmembrane transport
Cellular component (GO): plasma membrane
Source: RefSeq, a predicted model, not a curated record